Messenger RNA from Funneliformis caledonium, 330 nucleotides. The record is from the annotation of a GenBank genome assembly. NCBI's taxonomy places the organism in Eukaryota, Fungi, Glomeromycota, Glomeromycetes, Glomerales, Glomeraceae.
GUUUGGGAACUACAAUUCGAAACAAGGUCCGGCAGUUAGACUACAAUUUGGAAAGAAAAAAAGGGUUCGAAGCUAUACUUGAAAAGAAGGACGCGGUGGAAUUUCGAAGGUUCCGGACGGCCAUUUUUUCUGUUGCGUGGGUUUCGUACGUGGGUUUUCAGGGUCAUUUCGAAGUUCCAGGCGUGAGUUUUCAGCGAUUUCGAAGAAAUUCGAAGGUGCUUUUGGAUGGGGAUUCAGGCAAGUUUUUUCUUGCAUUUUUUAACGAAACAUUUGUUAAUGUUUCGUUUUUAUUUUGUAGGUUCUUGGAUGGCUCUUUACGCGAGAUUUCAA